AUGAGUUGGGUAGAAUUGAAGGCUCGUCGUUUAUUGGAAUCUUGGUUGAAAUGGAAAAAUUCAAAUGAAUUAUCGACAUUUGCCUAUCAUGCAGCAGUUCUUCUAAGUAACUCUAAUGUUUGGUCCAUCGAAAUCGCCACAAUUAUGUGUGAUAUUUUAUGUAGUGAUAAUGAUCACUUUCGUCAUAGAGCUGAAAUAAUUUUCAGAUUAUCAAGUGAUAAAGAUGUUCGUACAAGUUCAACAUUGGGUAUUGACGUUUUAUUGACUUUGUUUAAGAAAAAGGUCCAUUAUCAGUUAACUUCAGCAUCUGCUAAACUUACACUAAAUCAAAUGAUGGUAAAUACAACUCUAGAUAUGCAAUUUCAUCCAGAAACAAUACUUUGGUUAGAAAGAUACAGAAUUCAUGCAUUAAUAAAUCCUAAAUACUGCCUCAACAAACCAAGACCAUGGGCAAAUUCUUAUAUAUCUUCGUAUUUUUCAACCGAUAUUCCAAUUGAUGCCUGCUCCUGCGUUAAUUUAUGUCGACUGUCUAAUGAUUUGGUAAUAUAUAUGUAUGAUAUGAUUGCAUCGGGUUUCUUUGUAUUUUUGGAGAUCGAUGGAGAUACAACAUCUGAUGAAGUUUUAGAAAGUCACACUCAAUUUAUUGCUUCAGUAAUUUUGACACUUUUUAACUCAAUGAAUACUAUUGAUGAUACACGCCGAUUAGCAGUCGACGCUCUUAUGAAUUUAUUCGAUACGUCCGAAAAAGAGGCAGUUCAUCAAGCAAUAGCGUAUACCCUUGGUUAUGUGUGUAGCAAACAAACACAUGAAACCUUACUUGAUAGAAUUCUAUUGGCAAUGACCACCGACGGUGAUGAAGAUUCUACCUAUUGUAAUAAUGUUUUGAUUGCACUAACUUCAAGUUAUGCUUAUUGUGAUGUUGUGACAGCAGCUCGUACAGAACUUGCUCGUAUUCGAAAGGAUACAUCAUUUCUAGUUGAAACACUUGCUUUUGAUCAUAGUCAAUGUUAUCAUGCUUUGAUUGGAGCAACUGCAUACUUAUUUAUUUAUGAUGUUCAACAAAGUAGUGAAAAUAAUGUUGCAGAGUUUAUUGAGGAAUAUCCAGAUCUUUUACCAAUCUUUACUGUUGAAUUAUACAAUAGCAUUCGUCAUUUUACUACUAAAGUUUUACCAGUGGUUGACAAUAAUUAUGUUUUAGAUUACGGAUAUCCUUAA
Rotaria sp. Silwood2 is the source of this 1215-nucleotide messenger RNA. The record is from the annotation of a GenBank genome assembly. NCBI's taxonomy places the organism in Eukaryota, Metazoa, Rotifera, Eurotatoria, Philodinida, Philodinidae.